AUGAGAGUCCUAUCUAAAAGAAGACUUCGGUUCCUAUUAACAGUGAUCUUAGCCAUAUCAGCAGUUACUAUAUUCGUAAGAUGUGUUGUACAAUUUCAACUAAACAAAGAAAUAAAAUAUUACAGAAGAUAUUUCAAAGAUCGUAAGGAUAAACUAGAAGGGAUAUAUAAUCCUCUUGAGAUUAAACAGAUACCUAGUGAAACGAUUGAUAACUUAUAUGCUAACAGUCUCUCUAGAUUAGAAGAACAAGGUAAGACUGUAGACUGGACAAAAUAUGCGUACGUUAAUUAUGUGACAGACUCAGCUUAUUUAUGUAAUAGUCUAAUAAUAUUUGAUGAUUUGAAAAAUAAGUAUAAAACUAAAGCAAAAUUGGUAUUAUUGAUUUCAAGAGACUUAUUAGAUCCAGAGUCGUCUAGUGAUAUUGAAAAUAUUAAGUUCCUUUUACAUAAAAUUCAAAUUCUAGAUGAAAAUCAAGUAGUUAUCAAAUAUAUUGAAAAUAUAGUUAAACCUAAUGAUUAUACACCUUGGAAUGAAAGUCUUACAAAAUUAUUAGUAUUCAAUGAAACUGAUUUUGACCGUAUCAUCUAUCUAGAUAAUGAUGCUAUAUUAAAGGAUAAUUUAGAUGAACUCUUUUUCCUUCCACAUUAUAUUAAAUUUGCUGCUCCACUUACAUAUUGGUUCUUAUCAGAAAAGGAUAUGAAAGAUGCUUAUAAAGAAAUAGAACAUGAUGAUAAGAAUUCUAUUAAUCUCAAAACAUAUACUAAAAAAUUAGAUUUGAGAAUAAAAAAUAACAAGAUGAUAUAUAACCAUUUGCCAAGUUUACCAAACUCUCUUUUUAUGAAUUCUAAGAAUGUUGCUCAAGAAAUUAUUCAUUCAACCUCAUCAGCAUCUCCACUAUUUAAUUUCCAUAUCAAUAAGAAGGCUGGUAAGACUAAGUUUGCAUCUAAUUUAAUGGUAAUCAGACCUUCUGCUGAACUUUUCAAUUCGAUAAUUACCGAAGCAUUACCAAAAGUCUUGGCUAAGAAAACUAAAUAUGAUAUGGAUUUAAUCAAUGAAGAAAUAUACAAUUUGAAAAAAAUUAUAUAUUAUCAAUUUGAUAUCUUCAGAAGAAUGAAAUCUAAAUUUCAACCUGAAGUAUUGGUUCUACCAUUUGCAAGAUAUGGUCUAUUAACAGGUUCUGUUAGAAAUACCCAGCAUCAUGAUUUGAUAACAAAUGAUGUGUUAGGCUAUAAAAGAUUAGAUGAAUCUGGACAACAAAUAGAAAAGGGUCUACAUGCAUCCAUUGAAGACUCAAAAUAUAUACAUUUCUCAGACUAUCCGAUUGGAAAGCCUUGGAACUAUGCUUCAAUUUCUGAAUUUGAAUGUAAAGUUGAUGAGAAACAUUCCAAAAAUAUCGAACAAGAUACAGAGGCUUGUGCCCAGUGGAACUCGAUAUAUGAUACGUAUUUAGAAACUCGUAAAGUCUGUAGCAUCUAA
Messenger RNA from Maudiozyma saulgeensis, 1476 nucleotides. NCBI's taxonomy places the organism in Eukaryota, Fungi, Ascomycota, Saccharomycetes, Saccharomycetales, Saccharomycetaceae. The record is from the annotation of a GenBank genome assembly.